AUGGUGGAUUUGAAAACUGACAUUAGUGCCACAUUGGAUUUUGGUUUCGACACAUUUCUAAUUCUCACGUUUGGUUCGCUGAUUGAUUUAAAGAAAAAGGGGGCUGAAAUGGGGUUCCACGUCACAUUUAUAAAAAAUGCUAUUUCAGAGGGUGCUUUUAUGAAACUAGCAAAGAUUAUGAGGGGAAAAAAUCUCUUACAGAACUCAAGGCAUAUAACAGAAGAGGAGCAACUUGCCAUUACAUUGAAAAUAUUGGGCCAUAAAUCCCAAAAUUGUAUUUUGAGAACAUAUUUUAUAAGAUCAGGGGAGACAGUUAGUAGAUACUUCAACAAAGUAUUACAAGCUAUUUCCUACAUACAAGGCCGAUAUAUGAAACAAGCACUGAAUGAAGUGCCCCAAGAGAUCCUAAACAAUCCAUCAUUUUAUCCAUUUUACAAGGAUUGCAUAGAUAUGAUAGAUGAGACACAUGUGGAUGCUAUGCUACCUGCUAGCCUUGUUGCGUGUUUCAGAGGGCGCAAAUGUGUCACACAAAAUAUUAUUGCCGCUUGUACACCAAACAAACUGCUCACCUACGUUUUAGCUGGGUGGGAGGGAUCGACUAAUGACUAUAAAAUCCUUCAAGAUGCUCUGUCUAGACCACAACCAUAUGGCUUACGGGUCUACACUGGUAAAUAUUACUUGUGCGAUGCGGGGUACGCAACUAUGCCAUAUUUUAUAUCUUUAUAUCGUGGUGUUCAUUACCAUCUAAAGGAAUUUAUGGGGAGAACGCCUCAAAAUAGGAGGGAGUUAUUCAAUAUUAGUCAUUCAUCUUUAAGGUCAAAGAUAGAAGCUACCUUUGGUAUUUUGAAGAAUCGUUUCAAGAUUCUCACGGCAAAACCCCACUACCCCUUCCCCGCACAAGUUGACAUCGUUUUAGCAUGCACAGUUCUCCAUAACUACAUUGUAACAGUCGGUCCAAAUGAUGAUUUGCUCAAUGGGACCAUCGACAUUAAAGAGGAUGAUGCUGAAGAGAGAAUUGAUGAAGAAAACGACGUUAUUGAUUUCACGGGGUCCCAAACACAAAGAGAACAAAAUGCCUCAAAGGAUGAGUGGAAGUUUUGCAGAGAUCAAAUCGCUUUGGACAUGUGGAUUGAUUAUUAUAAUAAAUACUGGCAUAGUGUCACCACUGAGUCUGCCUUAUGA
Molecule: messenger RNA, 1182 nt
Organism: Asparagus officinalis (garden asparagus)
Lineage: Eukaryota; Viridiplantae; Streptophyta; Magnoliopsida; Asparagales; Asparagaceae
Exons: 4
Coding region: 1-1182 (393 amino acids)
Source: RefSeq, a predicted model, not a curated record